CUUUCUCACUCCUGCUCCUCUGAGUGCUGCUGGGGGUACAAUGGGGGUAGGAUCUGGGGGUGACCAUCUCAGGGACCCUCCUCCACCUUCCCCCAUUGCCAGAGAGCUGGUGACUCAGGGGUUGUCCCCACAGACGACUGGAGCUAGGUGCUUCCAUCACUCUGAGUGCUUCAGUGACUGCUGCCCCAUCAGCUUGAAUCAUGGAGGUGCCUUCUGUGCCCCUAAGGCCAGAGUAGCCAUGAUGUGCUUGCCCCAGGAGGGGCGGGGCAGCCCCUUCCGGCAUGUAGGGUGGGGAAGGUUUAAAACCCUCACAUGGCUGCACCCGCUUUUUUCACCCUUUGCUUGUAGUGCCCUUCCCCGCUCCUCUGUCAAAUUCCUACUGGUCCUGCAGUACAAUUGUUGUCAGGAAGAGUACGUGGUCCUGGUCCUGACAAUGACAGUGCUCAAUGGAGCAUGGUUGUUAUUAGCUGGUGGAAAUACCAGGGGAACCAUCAACAUCAUAUGUCCUUGCCAGAGAGGCUUGAGUUGCACAUCCAAGGACUCAUUUUGUCAGACCAGGGGAACCGAACUCAACAAUCAUAUGCCCUUGCCAGAGAGGCUUGAGUUGCACAUCCAAGGACUCAGGCUGUGCCUGCCGAUGCCAUUUGAUUUAGAGGAGGAUGCAAACUGGUCGCUGCCACCCCUUCCUCCCUGCCUUGGAACCAGAGGCCUCAGGGGGUGGGGUCCCCUCCUGCUCAAAAGACAUUAAAGUCACUUCCUGGCUCUGGACUUUGUCUGCACUUCCUGGGAGAAGGGACUUGGUAAAGAUUGUUCCAGUCUUUCAGCAGCUGAAAGGGGAGACUAGAGGCACGAUAGAGCUUCCCAUGGGGUUUGGUUCUGUCUGGAGGCUUAGUGGCCCAAGGGCAGACCUGCAGGAAGGGAGUAGGGUGUGUGUGUGUGUGUGUGUGGAUUGGGUCGUGAGAGGAGGCUGGUCCAGGAAGAGCCAAGUCUUAGGUCCCAGGGCUGUGUGGAGGGGCAGGGUUGAGGAAUGUGCCUGGAGAGAGUAUGUUGGGCUGCCCAUGAAUGGAUGUGUGUAGGAGGACUGAGAGCAGUUAUCUGAAUGCCUUUCAAGGGGAGUAAGGGGUGGAGGUCACUGAGAGGGUGUUUAUGAGAAUGUGUGUGAAGUAUAAAUGCAAAAAUG
Vicugna pacos (alpaca) is the source of this 1180-nucleotide messenger RNA. NCBI's taxonomy places the organism in Eukaryota, Metazoa, Chordata, Mammalia, Artiodactyla, Camelidae. The record is from RefSeq and is a predicted model, not a curated record.